CAGUCACACUUCCAUUGGCCGAGCUUUCGGCGUCCAUGCAAAUCAGGAUGGGCCCGCCGCCGCGCCGAUUGGCUGAUGCUCGCGGAGCGGAGCCCUUGGACUCAGGCUCUGAUUGGUUCCGGGGCCCAGACGACAGAAAGGACGCGGGGCGGGUUCCCGGCCUGAGAGCCCGCGCCGCCUGCGGAGGCUUACGUCGCGGUUGGUAGAGGGCUGGGCGCACCCCUCGAUCGGGAGGGCUCUAAGGCCUGUGGCUCCGUCGGGAACCAACCUCUGAACCCUUGAGUCCUGGUGCUGCAGGGACUUCUUGGAAAGCUUGGGCCUCGGUGCUCUGGGCACCGGGCUGCACGCCCGUCUCCUAGGUGACGCUGAGGCCUGGGAGAGGAUCAGACAAGCAGAAUGAGCGACUGGAACAAGAUCUUUGCCCAAAACAUACUUGUCCCUCCACACCCGCAGAGAGCCCGGCAGCUUUUGAAGGAAUCCACAGCGUUUCAGUGCGUCCUGAAGUGGCUUGAUGGGCCGCUAAUUAAGCAGGGCGCGCUGGAGGUGCUGUCAGAGGUCGAGUGCCAUCUGCGAGUGUCUCUCUUCGAUGUCACCUACCGGCACUUCUUCGGGAGGACGUGGAAAACCACGGUGAAGCCGACCAAGCAGCUCUCUCGGCAGCCGCCCAGGAUCGUCUUCGGCGAGCCCCUCUACUUUCAUACGUCCUUAAACCACCCGAACAUCGUGGCCGUGGUCGAAGUGGUCGCCGAAGGCAAGGCGCGGGGUGGGACCCUCCAGGCCUUGUCCUGUGGGUUUGGAGUUCUUCGGAUCUUCAGCAGCAGGCCAGACUCUCCGACCUCUCCAUCCCAGGACAGACGGUUGAAGCUGUAUCACGGCACCCCCAGAGCCCUCCUGCACCCGCUUCUCCAGGACCCCAUAGAACAAAACAAGCACAUGACCCUCAUUGAGAACUGCAGCCUGCACUACACGCUGCGGCCACACCCCGCCCUGGAGCCCGCCUUCCACCUGCUGCCCGAGAACCUGCUGGUGUCCGGUCUGCAGCCCAUCCCUGGCCUCCUUCCAGCGCACGGCGACGUGGGUGAUGCCCUCCGGAAGCCGCGCCUUCAGAAGACCUCAACCUGGCACUUAGAUGACAUCUUCUUCACCUUGUACCCCUCCCUGGAGAAGUUCGAGGAGGAGCUGCUAGGACUCCUCGCAGACGACCACUGCCCGGAGGGGGGUGGCCCGCUGGACUGCGGCUCCCUGGAGGUCUUGGAGCGGCGCCUGCACGUGGGUGUGCACAACAGCCUGGGCUUCGUGCAGAGGCCGCAGGUGGUGGUGCUGGUGCCCGAGAUGGACGUGGCCUUGACGCGCUCAGCCAGCUUCAGCAGGAAAGUCAGCUGCUCUUCCAGGACCAGCCCUGGAAACCAGGCUCUGGUUUUGAGAAGCCGCCUGCGACUCCCCGAGAUGGUCAGUCACCCUGCGUUCGCCAUCGUCUUCCAGCUGGAGUACGUGUUCCGCAGCCCUUCAGGCGUGGAUGGCAACGCGGCGUUGGUCACUUCCUUGUCCAACCUGGCGAGCAUGCGCGUGGUCCGCUGGGCUGUCUGGAACCCCCAGCUGGAAGCCAGGGCCGGAAGGGUCACCUUGCCUCUGCAGGGUGGGCCCGGGCCCAGCCCCUCGCUCUGCCUGGUCUAUAAGGGGCCCUCGGCCAGCAGGAGCUCUGAGGAGGUGAAGCAGGUGGAGGCGGGGACGGUGCAGUUCAGGUUCUCACUGAGCCCCGAGGACACGGCUGCGACGCACACCCAGGAGCCCCGGUCUGAGCGGCGGCCGUGCAGGAGGCCCCCCACACCCCCCGCAGGCCCGCCAGUGUCCGCACCCCAGGGCCUUGCUGCCACCCAGGACUCACCUGUGGGACCGGGGCUGUCCCUUUCCCAGCUGGCGGCUUCCCCGCGGUCCCCAGCUCAGCGCCACUCAGUCAGAUCCAGUCCGCAGCCACUGGACGGUUCCCAGCCCGAGCCGGAGGACUUUGCACGGGGGAGCAGGAUCGCUCACCUGGAGACUGACCUGAGCCGGACCCCUUCUGUCCCGGAAACCGCUGUCACCGAACACUUGCAGGAGCUGCCCUUCACCCCUCUGCAUGCCCCCAUAGUCGUGGGAGCCCAGACCAGGAGCGCUGGAGGCCAGCUCUCGAGGGCCACCAUGGCUCUGCUGCAGUCCUUCAGCUUCCCGGAGAUUCUGGAUGCCAGUGAGCAGCCUGCUGAAGCUGUCAGCGCCGCAGAGCCCGUGCCGUUCAACCCUCAGAAGGAAGAGUCCGAUCGUCUGCAGAGCAAUGAGGUCGUGCUGCACUUCCUGGCCUUCAGCAGAGUGGCCCAGGACUACCGAGGAGCACCGUGGCCAAAGACUGUGUAUUUCACCUUCCAGUUCUACCGCUUCCCACCCGCGACCACACCGCGCCUGCAGCUGGUCCAGCUGGACCGGACUGGGAAGACCAGCUCUGGCUCCCUGUCCCACAUCCUCGUUCCCAUCAGUAAGGACGGCUCCUUCGACGCUGGGUCCCCUGGCCUGCAGCUGAGGUACGCCGUGGGCCCUGGGUUCCUGAAGCCGGGCGAGCAGCGCUGGUUCCUCCGCUACCUGGCUGCGCAGACGCUGCAGAUCGACGUCUGGGACGGGGAUUCCUUGCUGCUCGUUGGGUCAGCUGGCGUCUCCAUGAAGCAGCUGCUCCGCCAAGGCCGGCCGGCCGUGCAGGUCCUCCACGAGCUGGAGGUUGUGGCCACCGAGUACGAGCAGGACACGGUGGUGGUGAGUGGAGACCUGGCUGCGUCCGGCAGCGUCAAGCCCGUCGGGGUCCACACGGUGGUGAAGGGCCGGCUGCACCUGACCUUGGCCAACGUGGGUCACGUGUGUGAGCGGAGAGCGACAGAGCCGGGCUCGCUGCCGCCGUCCAGAUCUCGCGUCAUCUCCAACGCCGGAGCCGGCCGCUUCCCCGGGGGCAGCCUCCUCACGCGGGGGUCCCUGAGACCAGGGAGGAACGUGGUGCAGGCGCAGAGGCUGGCCGACGUGGACAGCGAGCUGGCUGCCAUGCUGCUGACCCCUGGGCCGGUCGGCCAGGGACCCCAGGGCGGCUCCCGCGAGGUGGACGCUGUGCGCAGGCGCAAGCUGGAGAGGAUGAGGGCUGUGCGCCUGCAGGAGUCGGGAGUGGAGCCUGUCGGCCGCAGGACUGCAGUGCUGGCCCAGCAGAGCGCACGCAUGCAGCACUCCCGGGACCUGCAGGUCAUCGACGCCUACCGGGAGCGCACCAAGGCAGAGAGCAUCGCCGGCGUGCUGAGCCUGGCCAUCACCACGCAGCACACGCUGCACGUCACGCUGGGCACGGCCGAGUUCUUCGAGUUCGCACUGAAGAACCCCCACAACACGCAGCACACGGUGUCCAUCGAGAUCGACAACCCUGAGCUCAGCCUCAUCCUGGACAGCCGGGAGUGGAGGUACUUCAAAGACACCACCGGCCUGCACACGCCGCUGGAGGAGGACAUGUUCCACCUGCGCGGUGACCUGGCCCCCCAGCUCUACCUGCGCCCCCGGGAGACCACCCACGUCCCCUUCAAGUACCAGAGCUUCUCCACGGGCCCGCCAGCUCCCGCGCAGGUGCUGGGCCCGGGCAGAGCUGGGAAGUUCCGUCCUCCUCUUCGAUCUCACAUGUCCCCCUGCCUGCAGAGGGCCUCCACUGAGCCGAGUGUGGAGGACAGGGAUGCCGGAGCACCCUGGAAGUCUAGUGCCAUGCCCACUAAACAUGCCAAGGUCCUGUUCGGCGUGGCUGGCGGCAGGCCCCUGGCCGUGCUCUGCCUGACGGUGGAGCCCCAGCCCCACGUGGUGGACCAGGUCUUCCGCUUCUACCACCCGGAGCUCACCUUCCUGAAGAAGGCCAUCCGCCUGCCCCCCUGGCACACGCUUCCAGGUGCUCCUGUGGGAAGACCCGGGGAGGAGCCACCAGUGCACGUGCGGUGCAGCGACCCGAAUGUCAUCUGUGAGGCCCAGAAUGUGGGCCCUGGGGAGCCCCGGGACGUGUUUCUGAAGGUGGCCAGCGGGCCCAGCCCAGAGAUCAAAGACUUCUUUGUCAUCGUUUAUGCGGAUCGCUGGCUGGCGGCGCCCGUGCAGACGUGGCGGGUCUGCCUCCACUCCCUGCAGCGCGUGGACGUCUCCUGCAUCGCGGGCCAGGUGACACACCUGUCCCUUGUGCUCCGGGGGACGAAGACUGUUAGGAAAGUGAAGGCCUUCUCCUCCCACCCCCAGGAGCUGAAGAUCCUGCAGGUGACUUCCUGCUGCCCCCUCACGGGGUGCAGGACCUCCAUGUGGGGGUGCGGCCCCACAGGGCCGGCAGCCGCUUCGUGCACCUCAACCUGGUUGACGUGGACUUCCACCAGCUGGUGGCCUCCUGGCUCCUGUGCCUCUCCUGCCGCCAGCCGCUCAUUUCUAAGGCCUUCGAGAUCACCAUGGCGGUGGGGGAAGGGAAGGGUGCUAACAAGCGGAUCACCUACACCAACCCCUACCCGACCCGGAGGGCCUACCGCCUGCACAGUGACCGCCCAGACCUGCUGCAGUUCAGGGAGGACACCUUCCAGGUGGGGGGUGGCGAGACCUACACCAUUGGUCUGCGGUUUGCACCGGGAGGGAGGCCAGGCCAGGAGGAGAUCCUGAUCUACAUCAACGACCACGAAGACAAGAACGAAGAGACCUUCUGCGUGAAGGUCACCUACCAGUGACCUGGGCCCGAACCUGGCUGAUGGGAGAAGUGUGCUGUGGUUGUUUGUGUGAUGUCCACGUCCAGCUGAGCUGCUGCUCAUACUGACCACAUCCACAGGGCCACGUUCCCUGGCUUGGGCAUGAGCCCUGGCAGGGGCGGCGGCAGGGGCAGUGGCGGUGGUGGCCCAGCCCCUGCCCUUGGCAUGCAUGAGAACCACUUCGUCCUUCUGUAGCGCAUGGAGGUCAUCACCGUCUAUAAGUUUGUUUUGAUUUGCUUUUAGCAAAGUGUAUUUUAUAAAUCAUCCUAAGUGAUAAAAUUAUAUUUUUCUUACUGGAUUUUGUACGACAGAAUAAAUUAUUUGCUACAGUGUUUGA
Messenger RNA from Chinchilla lanigera (long-tailed chinchilla), 5091 nucleotides. RefSeq names its product nephronophthisis 4 (gene Nphp4). The record is from RefSeq and is a predicted model, not a curated record. NCBI's taxonomy places the organism in Eukaryota, Metazoa, Chordata, Mammalia, Rodentia, Chinchillidae. Gene Ontology annotation, cellular component: cytoskeleton; ciliary transition zone; ciliary base. Gene Ontology annotation, biological process: protein localization to ciliary transition zone; negative regulation of canonical Wnt signaling pathway. The coding region runs from base 397 to 4671 and encodes 1424 amino acids. The transcript is spliced from 30 exons.